AUGUUCGUCUCGAAGGAACAAGCUAAGAGAAGAUUACUCGCGUUAGAAAGAAGAUUCAAAAUAGAUAAAGGAUGCAAAGAAGAAUAUGUUAAAUUUAUGAACGACUAUGAGAACGAAGAACACAUGUCACUAAUUUCAGAAAAGGAAAGCCCAACGGAAGUAUGUUGGCUACCGCAUCAAGCAGUGUAUCGAACAGAUAGUUUGACUACAAAGAUCAAAGUGGUCUUUGAUGCAUCAUCGAAGACUUCCAAUGGCAAUACGUUGAAUGAUAAAUUAAGGAUCGGACCGAAUUUGCAGAAUGACUUGUUCGAUAUCCUUAUCAGAUUUAGAGCACAUCAGUUCGUUUUUAGUGCGGAUAUAGAAGCUAUGUACCGCCAAAUUCAAGUAAAGGAAGAAGAUCGCCAUCUUCAGAGAAUUUUAUGGAGAGAAGAACCGGAACAAAAUCUUAAGGCAUAUGUUUUAAACACGGUGACAUACGGAACGGCGUCAGCACCCUUUCUAGCCAUUAAAUGCCUACGAGAAUUAGCACAGCAAGAAGUAACGUCACCAGAAGCGGCAAACGUAGUAAGGAACGACUUUUAUAUGGAUGACGUGUUAUCCGGAGCGUCUACCAAAGAGGAAGCAACCAAAUUACGCGAGGAGGUAACAGAAUUACUGAAGAAGGGUCAGUUCCAUCUAAGGAAGUGGCGAACGAACAGCACUAGAAUAUUAAGCGAUAUAGGCGGAGAAGAAGAUAACGAUAGGUUUUUGAAAUUAGAAAAGAAAGGAGCUUUAAAAGUGCUCGGGAUAUUGUGGGAGGCCACAACAGACACUUCAAUAUUCUAUUGA
Molecule: messenger RNA, 828 nt
Organism: Mycetomoellerius zeteki
Lineage: Eukaryota; Metazoa; Arthropoda; Insecta; Hymenoptera; Formicidae
Exons: 1
Coding region: 1-828 (275 amino acids)
Source: RefSeq, a predicted model, not a curated record